AUGCUGAUUGCUUUCUCCAACUUUUACGGGGUCUGUUCUAUAGCAGUGGCGGAAUUGAGGGCCCUCCGAGAUGGCCUUAAAUUAUGUGCUGAUAUAGGUCUUGCUGGUUGCCAAGUCAGCUCUGACUCUGCAACCACGGUGCAGUUUAUCACUCACAAAGCAUGUAGCUUGUGGAACUGUUGCUUCCUUUUCCAAGAGGUCAUGGACUUGGUUGAAUCCCUAGGGGUUAAUAUUUGCUUCACUUAUAGGGAGAGUAAUAGAGCAGCAGAUUUCUUGGCAAAUUUGGCUUGCUCAAGGACUGAAAACUCUGUGUUUCGCUCAGGGGAUGUUAUUCCACAGGAACUCCAGAGGAUCAUGAGAGAGGAUAGAGCGGGUCUCCUUGUGUUGCGUAUGUAG
Molecule: messenger RNA, 396 nt
Organism: Telopea speciosissima
Lineage: Eukaryota; Viridiplantae; Streptophyta; Magnoliopsida; Proteales; Proteaceae
Exons: 1
Coding region: 1-396 (131 amino acids)
Molecular function (GO): nucleic acid binding; RNA-DNA hybrid ribonuclease activity
Source: RefSeq, a predicted model, not a curated record